Auxenochlorella protothecoides is the source of this 1740-nucleotide messenger RNA. Its product is annotated as Lon protease 2. Gene Ontology annotation, cellular component: peroxisomal matrix. NCBI's taxonomy places the organism in Eukaryota, Viridiplantae, Chlorophyta, Trebouxiophyceae, Chlorellales, Chlorellaceae. Gene Ontology annotation, molecular function: ATP hydrolysis activity; serine-type endopeptidase activity; ATP binding. The record is from RefSeq and is a predicted model, not a curated record. The coding region runs from base 1 to 1740 and encodes 579 amino acids. The transcript has 6 exons. Gene Ontology annotation, biological process: protein targeting to peroxisome; protein catabolic process; protein processing.
AUGCUCACUGUGGCCGUGCAAGGCAACAGCCAUCUCAUCAAGCACUUGGUGCAUGAACAGGGCCGAGACGUGAUGGUGGCCGCUGUGCCCUACUCCCCCGACAACGGGGAGGACCAUGGCCCAGCGGACAGCGAGGGGGACCAGCCCCUGGACCAUGACCGCCUGUUCCACACCGGCACCGCAGCGAAAGUCGUGCAGCUGCACAAAAGCGCCAAGUCUGGCGUCUGGACCCUGAGCCUGGAGGGGCAGAGCCGCGUGCGGGUCGGCGACGUGACCACCGCCGACCCGGCGCACGGCCCUUACUUUGCCCGCGUCGCGCAGCUGGACCACUUCGGCGGCGCGCCCCUCGCCAACGAAGACAGCGCGGAGGAGGAGGCCCUGGCCCGCUCCCUGCUGACCCAGGCGCGGCGGCUGAGCGCCAAGCGCCUGGCCCGCGGCGCCGACCACUCCCCGGCCUACGCCAUGGGCCUGACCUACCUGGAGACCCUGGCCGACCUGCCCUGGGACCGUUGCGGGCUGGACUCCGUCAAGGCGCGCAUCGUGCAGUAUGUGGCGGUGCAGCGGCUGCGCGGCUGGGACGCGCGCGCCCCCGUGCUGUGCCUGGUGGGCCCGCCCGGCGUGGGCAAGACCAGCCUGGCCGCCUCGGUGGCGGCCUGCCUGCGCCGCCCGCUGCACCGCAUCUCGCUGGGCGGCGUGCGCGACGAGGCCGAGGUGCGCGGCCACCGCCGGACCUACGUGGGCGCCAUGCCCGGGCGCGUGCUGCAGGGCCUGCGCCGCGCGGGCGCGCGCGACGCCGUGCUCCUGCUCGACGAGGUCGACAAGAUGGGGCGCGAUUCGCGCGGCGACCCCGCCGCCGCGCUGCUGGAGGUGCUGGACCCGGAGCAGAACGCCGCGUUCGUGGACACCUACCUGGGCCUGCCCUUCGACCUCUCCGCCGUCCUCUUCCUGGCCACCGCCAACCGCGCGGCCGACAUCCCCGAGCCGCUCCUGGACCGCAUGGAGGUCAUCCACCUGCCGGGGUACACCCUGGAGGAGAAGGCGAGGCGGCAUUGGAGGGGGUGGAAGGACCAGGGGGCGGGGCGGGGUAUGGCCAUCGCGGAGCGGCACCUGGUCCCGCGCGUGCUGGCCGACCACGGCAUGACCCACGCCGACCUGGCCUUCCCCGCCGACAGCCUGCGCCUGCUGGUGGAGGGGUACACGCGCGAGGCGGGGGUGCGCUCGCUGGCGCGCGCCAUCGCCGCCGUCUGCCGCCACGUGGCCGUCGACCUCGUCGCCACCGGCGAGGCCCGGAGCAGCGACGGCGGCAUCCCGGGGCCUGCCGGUGCCGGCUCGCACCGCGACGCCCCUGCCUCGCCCGUGGCGUGCUGGGACGUCCACGUGCACCUGCCCGCCGGCGCGGUGCCCAAGGACGGCCCCAGCGCCGGGGUCACGCUGGCCGUGGCCCUCGUCAGCCUAUUCGCGGGGCGCACCGUGCGCGCCGACGUGGCGAUGACGGGGGAGCUGACGCUGCGCGGCCUGGUGCUGCCGGUGGGCGGGGUCAAGGAGAAGCUGCUGGCCGCGCAUGCCGCGGGCGUGCGCCGCGCGCUGGUGCCCGUGCGCAACCUGCGGGACGUGCGGGAUGACCUGCCGGCUUCGGUGCGCGAGGACAUGCAGGUCCUGGGCUGCCAGCGGAUGGAGGAGGUGCUGGCCGCCGCCUUCGACCCGCCCCUCCGCCUGCGCCACACCCCGGCGCGGCUCUGA